This is a messenger RNA of Manihot esculenta (cassava), 1681 nucleotides long. RefSeq names its product cytochrome P450 714C2. The record is from RefSeq and is a predicted model, not a curated record. The coding region runs from base 29 to 1570 and encodes 513 amino acids. NCBI's taxonomy places the organism in Eukaryota, Viridiplantae, Streptophyta, Magnoliopsida, Malpighiales, Euphorbiaceae. Gene Ontology annotation, molecular function: oxidoreductase activity, acting on paired donors, with incorporation or reduction of molecular oxygen; iron ion binding; heme binding. The transcript is spliced from 5 exons.
CUUUAAUAAUAUUCUUGAACUUUUGGCCAUGGAAUUUCAUUUGGACAAAACGAUAGUGUUUCCAAUUUUUGUUAUAGUGUUUCUUGGAGUGGUAGUGCGUCUUUACAAUGCGUUGGUUGUGAAACCAAAGAGGCUUCGUUCCAUGUUGAAGAAGCAAGGCAUCGAUGGACCUCCACCUACUUUACUCCUUGGAAAUAUAAUAGAGAUAGGGAAGAGUCUGUCCUCCAUAGUGAAGGCCAAGGAUCCACCUCUUACUCAUAACUGUGCUGAUCUUACUUUUCCCAUUUUUGAGAAAUGGUUGAAGGAAUAUGGUAAAGUGUUUGUAUAUUCCCUGGGGAACGUACAAAUAGUAAAUUUGCAUCAACCUGAGUUGGUGAAAGAGUUCACAACGUGCGUAUCCUUGGACUUGGGGAAAACUUCGGUUCAACUUAAUGAUCUUGGCCCUUUGCUUGGUCAGGGUAUUGUAACAUCAGAAGGAACUUUCUGGUCACAUCAGAGGAAGAUUAUUGCUCCAGAAUUGUACAUGGAAAAGAUCAAGGGAAUGGUGAACCUGAUAACUGAGUCUGCCAUUACACUGGUAAAUUCAUGGAAGAGUAUGAUUGAGAGAGAUGGUGGAAUAAUGGCAGAUAUCAAAGUUGAUGAAGGCCUCAGAAGUUUCUCUGCAGAUGUUAUCUCAAGAGCCUGUUUUGGAAGCAAUUAUUCCAAAGGAGAAAAAAUUUUCCAGAAUCUAAGAGAUCUCCUGAAGGCUUCGUCCAAGAAAGAUCUAGUCGUUGGGAUUCCUGGAAUGAGAUAUCUCCCUACAAAAAGCAAUAGAGAAGCAUGGGCAUUAGAGAAAGAAAUCCGCAAUUUGAUACUGAAAGUAGUGAAGGAGAGACAAGAAGCAGCAAAAGAGAAGGAUUUAUUGCAGAUGAUCCUUGAAGGAGCCAAAAAUAGUACUUUGAGUAGAGAAGAAACAGACAGAUUCAUAGUUGAUAAUUGCAAGAACAUAUACAUGGCUGGGUGGGAGACCACUGCAGUUUCAGCUUCAUGGUGCCUCAUGUUGUUGGGAGUAAAUCAAGAAUGGCAGGAUCGUGUCCGUGCAGAGGUUCUUGAAAUUUGUGGAGGAAGACUGCCAGAUUACGAUAUGAUUCGCAAGAUGAAACUGCUUCACAUGGUGAUUCAUGAAACGCUGCGACUUUAUACACCAGUUCCAUUAAUAGCAAGGGAGGCCUUAAAGGACAUGAAAUUGGGAAACAUUAAUGUUCCCAAGGGAGUGAACAUUUGGACUAUGGUAUCGCUAUUGCAUACAGAUCCUGAGAUAUGGGGAUCAGAUUCUUAUAAGUUCAACCCUGAGAGGUUUGCAAAUGGAAUAGCAGGCGCUUGCAAGUAUCCAUUCUCUUACAUGCCAUUUGGUGCCGGACCUCGGGUAUGUCUUGGACAGCACUUGGCCACUAUUGAACUCAAGAUAUUAUUAGCUCUCAUUUUGUCCAACUUCUCUUUCACCAUCUCUCCUAGAUAUGUCCAUUCCCCUAUUUUUAACUUAGUUGUAAAACCAGAACAUGGAGUCAAUCUCUUGGUAAAGAAAUUGUAGACAAACCUGAUGAGAUGGGUUCGUUUUAAGAUAAAGAUCAUCAUGUUAGGUAAGCACAUGAGAUUUUUCAUUUUUCUAAUAAAUGGGGAGAUAGGAUCUCCCUAUUAAUAA